AUGUUUAUUUGUUUGUAUUUUCUCACACAUGUUUGUUCAUACAAUCUUAAGUUCACACUUGAAGAUAUAGAGAAUCAUAGGAAUAAAACAAGAGCAGAGCUACGUAGAAUUGAUGACAAGAUGAUGACAAAUCAAUUGGAAAACCAAGAACAUAAAAUAGUUGCCAUCAAAGAAAGAAUAGAAAUAAGCAGACUAAAAACAGAAUUCAUGAAAUCAGAAAGCGAACAUGCUGAAGGAAAACUCACCAAGGAAGAGUUAAAUUCCAUUCGAGAGCAACAUGAGAAAGAAGAAUUCAGCCACGUGUCUUUAAAGAUGUAUUAUGAUUCCCAAGCCUUGUUACUAGAUUGUGCCAUGACAGACCUAUUGGAUAUGAAGGAAGUGUUGCUAGAAGUGAUGUUGAAAGAAGAUACAAUGGAACAGUUGUUGCUUUUAGUUCAAGUACACCACAGAGAUAUUGAUCACAGACAGCUAAAAUCAAUACAAAAAGAGAUUAAAAAGUAUAUGAAGUUAUUUGAACAAGAGAAUGAUCAACUUAAAGCAUUUCAAGAUAAAAGCCCUGAUUUUCUGUGUACAAGAGAACACCACAAGCACAAAUACAUACCUGAUUUCUAUUUGGCAUUUUAUAAGUCAGUGUACAUUGAUGAUCUGAAAGAAGAUUUAAUGGAUAUUCUCACCCUUUUAGGUAGGUCAUUGCUGGGUGUAGAAGAAAAGCUAACUUUUUGUAAGAAGCAUUUUAAGAAGAAUACUCAGCGUGAACAAAAAGAUAAGAAAAGUGACUCGCAACCUGAAUAA
Enterospora canceri is the source of this 792-nucleotide messenger RNA. The record is from the annotation of a GenBank genome assembly. Lineage: Eukaryota; Fungi; Microsporidia; Enterocytozoonidae.